AUGGACGAUUACCAGACACUCGUCGUGGCUCAAUUCUUCAAGCCACUGCCAGAUGUCUCCCAGAUAUCGUGUCACCAGUUCGUCUUGAACCAUAUUGCCUCGAUCAUCUUUCCCAGCGCUACCGGCAAGGUAGACGUUCAGCCCAGCUCUUUCCAGGGAAGCAUGAGCUAUACCGCUAUAUUACAUACUCACUCCACGUACGUCGAUCAUCGCAUUGCCGUCCAGUUCCGAAGCGACAAGCAAGACCUCUUUGGAGUCAUAGAAGCUGGCAGUAUUCAUGGACCCAUUGUACCCUUGGUAACAUACCAGGGCAUGUACGAAGGGCUGUUUGACUAUGAACUGCCGCUCCAGAAGAAGAUGGUGACUGUCCUAGACCUUGCAGACCUCGUUUCUCGGGGAGCUAGAACAAACAAUGCUACAUCCGACACUUCUAUAUCCGACACUUCUAUAUCCGACCUUACUUCCACUCUUGAUGAUAUCUGUCAUCAGCAAACUCCUACCACGGUUACGCGAUCUCGCCGCCCUCCCCGUCACCUUACCCAUCAGGAUCUCACCCCAUUCAAUUACCUUAUCGACGACUCCACGGGCCGGGUUCAAGCUGUACUAGACUGGGAUGGUGCUCUAUACCUCCCAGUUGGGUCAAAUUUCUAUUUUGUGGAGAGUGUUUUCGGGUUCAUGACCCUAAGUGGUUGGCAAGACACUGAGGAUCGUCAGGAACUCGAGGGGGCGUUUUACGACCGGGCUCUGGCUAGUCUUGCUUCCCAGGGAGUUGGGGUAGUAACGAAAGAGCAACUGGAGUCGCAGAAGGCGAUUGGGAUGUUGCUGUACGGUGUUGAGCGGCUUCUCAAGUUCAAAGACAAACGAGCCGAGCACUAUCUAGAUGGAUAUCUACGGGGGUUAUCUGUCAUGAUGUAUUGGCCUAGUAUCUGGACGAGACCUGCAUGCGUGGGAGUUAGACUUUAUUCGAAGAGAUAUUAA
Molecule: messenger RNA, 978 nt
Organism: Penicillium soppii
Lineage: Eukaryota; Fungi; Ascomycota; Eurotiomycetes; Eurotiales; Aspergillaceae
Exons: 3
Coding region: 1-978 (325 amino acids)
Source: RefSeq, a predicted model, not a curated record